CCGGGUGGAAGAUCGUCCUGUCCCGGAUUAGAAACCACAUAUAAAGGGUGGAAGUUGUUGCAUCCUGGUUACAAUGGAUUACUAGCGAAAAGGCUGCCGUUAUCGCAUCCGAUCUCUGGAAGGAAAAGAGUGUCUGAAGAUUGCACCGUAAAUGUAUCAAGAACUUGGAGCCCAGUAUGAAAAAGGCGAGCAGGCCCACAUCUGCCUCCAGCAAAACCACCACGACCACUAAACCUCCGGGCAAACCAGAGCCCAGUGGCACUAUGGGCACCGGAGGAAAGAGCAGUACCAAGAACCAGAACUCAGCCCUUCUGUCUAAGACAAAGAGCAAUGAUGACCUUGCAGCCAUGAGCACAGGAAGUGGAGGAGCCUCGGGGGCCAGUGCCAGCAGCUUUACAACAAGGAGCAAGAGGAGUGCCAGCACCACUCAGAACAACACUGAGACAAAGCCCAAGGCCAACUCAGGUUCCUCGGGAAGGCGUGGGAUGUCCUCUACAUUAAAGGAACCUGGAGUGACCCGUGAGAAAACCAGCAUUGCAAAGAAGCAGUCUGGACCCUCGAACUCUGUGGCUUCGAAGCGUUCCCGCUGCCGCACCUCGACCGAGUCUGAAACCCAGUCGGGUAAAUUGCGCUACGAUAUCAGCAACAAAGCAAUGCUAGAGUCAAGAGUAAAGGACUUGUUGGGUUUGGCCAAAAGCAAAGACCUUGAGAUCCUGCACUUGCGGUCCGAGUUGCGUGGGAUGCGGGCUCAGCUGGGCCUGGAUGACCAGGAUUCCCCUGAGCAAGAGGAGCAGUGUGAGGCUGAGUUGCCACAGGAGAAGGAAGCUGUAUCUGGCAUAAGUGCUGCUGACGUGGAGUCGACCCUUCUUUUACUGCAGGACCAGAACCAGGGCAUUCGUGGAGAGCUCAACUUGCUGAAGAGUGAGAAUCGAAUGCUAAAGGACAGGCUAAAUGCUCUAGGAUUCUCACUGGAGCAGCGUCUUGACAGUCCUGAGAAAGGACUGCGCUGUGCCUCUCUCAGUCCUGAGCCAACAACCAGUGGUGGGGGCAGCAGCAGUGGUGGGGAUGGAGGGACUCGAACCUCCUCAACUGAAGGUUCUGCCAGGGGCUCAACCGAGGACCUGCUUUCGGAGGCGAGGCGAGUGGGGUCUCCCGAUGUUCCGGACAGUGAGUGCAGUGAACCCUGCCAGGCUGUGAUGUCUAGUGAUGAUGCCCUAGAUGCACCAUCUGGUUGUGGUUCCUCAUCCGAUUCAGAAGGUGGCUCUCCAGGCCGACGCCGCUCACGCCGGGGAAGUAGCGCCAAUGCUAGUGAGGUCUCGGUGGCCUGCCUGACUGAGCGCAUCCACCAGAUGGAGGAGAGUCAACACAGCACAGCGGAGGAGUUACAGGCCACACUUCAGGAGCUUGCAGACCUUCAGCAGAUUGCACAGGAGUUGAGUGCAGAGAAUGAGCGCAUGGGUGAAGAGCGUGCCAUCUUGGUGGAUUCGCUGCGCCAGCAAGGCGAGCGAUUGGAACUCUACAACAGACAGCUGGACUACUUGCGCGGCCUGUUAGAUGAGCAUCGCGUAGUGUACGCCAAAGACGACGAGGACGCCAAGAGCAGCCGCUACACAGAGCUGGAGAGACGCUACACCGAGUUAAACGAGAACUCGCGCCUUGAGAGGGAGCAGCUUCUCGGUGUGCAACAGCAGCUGAGCAGUGCGCUGAAGAUGGCCGAACAGGAAAACGCUGAAUCGCAGGGACUUAUGGGAGCCCUGAAAGAGCGUGUGCACCUGGCUGAGAGGGCUGCUGAGCUGGAGCGAAGAGAACGCGAAGCCACUGCUGUCGAGCUCGACGGCAUGAGGAUGCAGUCUGAGGACGAGCAGGCCGAGCUAGCUCGCUGUCGGCUCCAACUCGAACAGGAGAGGCAGAGAGUGGCCCAACUCCUCUCCAUCCAGGGUGCAGGGGACAAGACUGACAUACGCACCCUGCUGGACAGCGAGAGAUUGGACAAAGAGAGAGCUGAAACCAAAGCAGCAGAGCUACAGGAUGAGCUGGGGCACACUCGCAAUGAGGCUGCUCAGCUUAAAGAUGCAGUCAGAAAGCUCGAGGCAGAUUUCCAGUCGUUCCGGGAUGAUGUGCAGAAACAGCUAACUGAGCAAAAGCGUGCUUUAGCGCAGCAGUGCUCAGAACUGGAAGAGAAGGAUACGGAGAUUGCCGAUAUGAAAGAAACCAUCUUCGAGCUGGAGGACGAGGUGGAGCAGCAUCGUGCCGUCAAACUCCACGACAACCUCAUCAUCUCGGACCUGGAAAAUUCUAUAAAAAAACUUCACGACCAAAAAUAUGACAUGGAAAAGGAGAUUAAAACACUUCACCGGAAACUGCGGGAGGAAUCAGCCGAGUGGAGACAGUUCCAGGCCGAUCUCCAGACUGCUGUUGUCAUUGCCAACGACAUCAAAUCCGAGGCUCAGGAGGAGAUCGGGGACCUGCGGCGCCGCCUACAGGAGGCUCAGGAGAAGAACGAAAAGAUGAACAAAGAGCUAGAUGAGCUCAAGACCAAGAAGCAGGAUGAGGAACGUGGGCGUGUCUAUAACUACAUGAACGCAGUAGAGAGAGAUCUGGCGGCGCUGAGGCAGGGAAUGGGGCUCAGUCGUCGCUCCUCCACCUCAUCAGAGCCCUCGCCUACCGUCAAAACUCUCAUCAAGAGCUUUGAUAGUGCGUCCCAAGGCCCUAUUCCCAGCAGUCCCGCGUCCGCUGUUCCAGCUGUAGUUGCUGCUGCUAUUUCUCGAACCCCUCUCAGCCCAAGCCCAAUGAAAACCCCUCCAGCUGCUGCCGUGUCCCCCAUUCAGAGACACACGAUCAGCACGCCCAAAACGCUCUCCUCACUGGUGGAUAAGAGAAACAGCUACCCAGAGCUCAGUAUGCCAGUGUCUCGCAGGAGCAGCGAGGAGCUAAAGAGAGACAUGUCGGUCACUGAUUCACCAAACCCCACUUCGAUCAUCACGUUAGGCUCUGCCUCCCCUCAACUCUCACUGUCCUCAAACUCCUCCUCCCCCACAGCUUCUGUCACGCCCACAACACGUGGCCGUCUACGAGAGGAGAGGAAGGACCCACUCGCUGCUCUGGCCCGAGAAUACGGAGGAUCAAAAAGAAACGCUCUUCUGAGGUGGUGUCAGAAGAAGACGGAAGGGUAUCAGAAUAUAGACAUAACUAAUUUUAGCAGCAGUUGGAACGACGGUCUGGCUUUCUGUGCCGUGCUGCACACGUAUUUGCCUGCUCACAUCCCAUAUCAGGAGCUCAACAGCCAGGACAAGAGAAGAAAUUUCACGUUGGCCUUCCAGGCAGCAGAAAGUGUGGGAAUCAAAUCUACACUUGACAUCAGUGAGAUGGUCCACACAGAGAGACCUGAUUGGCAGAGUGUGAUGACGUAUGUCACCUCCAUCUACAAGUAUUUUGAGACCUGACUCGGAUCCAUUUCUCUUUCUCUCGUGUCCAUGCGCUAAAGUGCUAUGUUACAUAGACACUUUGCCACACUCAAGCUGAAGGACUGCUCUUUGAGUCACAGCUAAGCAGGGCUACUUGUUAUGUCACUCAUUAUAAGCUACUAUUCCCUUUUAAUCACAAUCAGAGUUGUGUAGCUUUUAUAUGUAAUGGCAGGCCAUAACUAUAAAACUGUUCUACUAUUAUACCUAGAAUCAGUCACAACAUGUGCUGGUUAAAUGCCUAACAAUGGAGUGGUAUGUAAACGAGGCCCUCACCUUCUCCAUCUCAGUUUGUGUGUGUUAAUGUGAAGGAGUUUCAGGUGAGAAGAACUGAAAAGACUGAAACUCAGAGCUGUUUUUAUGGAUUAUUCAAGCUCCACUGACGAUCACUCGCUCACUUGGUGCCUAAGAAGUGCUGAAUGCAUUAUUAUGGAGAUGACACAGCCAAGUUCUUCAGCACGUUCCUCUUAAGACUGCUUUAAAAAGCACACAGUAGGAUAGUACGCUGAAGUAAAAUGUGAAUUUGCUCCACACACGCAGAAUAUUUUUAAGCUCAAAUAUCUACGCGCUCUGAUGUCACUGCACUGCGUUAAAUACUGUAUUAUAAAGAUAUCAUUUCUUACCGAGUUGUGUUUUACCAUACGGAAUAUCAGUGAAUUAAGAGAUUUAUUGAUUUUGUUCGCAGCCACACACAAUGUUUUUUUUUUUUUUGUAUUAUUAUUAUUAUUAUUGUAUAUUAAAGAAUUGAAGUGCUUUUAUUUUUUCCAAACAUUUCAAUUCUCUUAAGUUAUCAGCAUCUUAAAUAACCUAAAUGAAGAGGCACAAUCAGUACAUUACAAUAUAUAGUGCCUUGAGUGAAAGCUGAUGUAAACCCCCAUUCCCAUCAACACCCCACCCCACCCCAAAAAGCUGCUGUCAUGUAAAAAUGUCGUCCUGUUCCACCACAAAUCCUCUUAAAGGAUCUGCUGCUGUUUAGACCAACAAUGUUAAUGUGGCCAGUUAAACAGCUGCUUUGUAGUGUAACAAUGCAACACAUUUAUUUUUUAUAAAGUCUUCUGUACUUAUCUGUUUGCCAAGUUUGUGUAGAUGUAAGUUCGUCAGAAUUUUAUUUUUUGAGGUAGAUGAUGUUCAGAUUGUAUUACAUUUUGAUUUUGUUUCUCAUUCCCUCAUCUUUUCAAAUCUAGGAGCUUCUUCUAAGUAUCAAUCUGACCAGGUUUUCCCUCUUUAUUUCACAAGGAGGGAUGCUACAGAUGUUAUUUUUUGCUUUGCCAUCAAUAUCAGUUACAGGAUUUUGAUGUAAAUGACUUUUUUGCAGGGUUUUUUUUACAUUCCUGGACAUUUGAGUCUAAUACCAAUAAAUCAUUAUUCUGACCAUCA
Silurus meridionalis is the source of this 4838-nucleotide messenger RNA. It is a transcript of the gene specc1lb, whose product is annotated as sperm antigen with calponin homology and coiled-coil domains 1-like b. Gene Ontology annotation, biological process: actin cytoskeleton organization. The transcript is spliced from 15 exons. Gene Ontology annotation, cellular component: filamentous actin; microtubule organizing center. NCBI's taxonomy places the organism in Eukaryota, Metazoa, Chordata, Actinopteri, Siluriformes, Siluridae. Gene Ontology annotation, molecular function: protein binding. The coding region runs from base 177 to 3443 and encodes 1088 amino acids. The record is from RefSeq and is a predicted model, not a curated record.